AUGUCCCGCCAGCCAAAACUGCGACCCAAGUCGCAUAUUCCGGGCUUCCCAGACGCCAUCUACAAUCUUGCUGCAGUCUCAUCCCUCGCGCAGCUGGAGUCUCGCGCAGGGUUGGGAGAGGAGAAGCACGACCAGCGCGUCUUUCGGGUCAAGCGCAAGCAUGUCCUGAAGGCGUGCGAUCGCUGCAGGGUCAAGAAGACCAAGUGUGAUGGGAAGCAACCAUGCAACCGCUGUUCUGCGUACAAUCACCCUUGCCUCUUCCGCGAAAGAAAGGCGACGCAAACGAAGGUGUACUCUCGAGGAUUCGUCGAAAUGCUGGAAUCGCAUCAUUCGCUGGUCGUGAAAGCCCUCCAAAGGCUCUACAAAUUAUGUGUCGACAAGGAAGGAUUUCCUGGAGAGCCUUUGGCGGAGGGCUCGGAUGGCCAUCCUCUGACGCACACUAUCCUGGAUCGACUGGGGUUGAUCAAGCAGGCUGAGGAGAACCCGGAUGAGCCGGACGAGGACUCGGAGGACCUGCAGUACUUGCGGUUUCUGUCCACCUCUACUGACUGCAGUGCUACGACCGAUCCCUCCCCCGAACCUGCCACUCCCCCGGAUCCUUCUCCCAGCAACUGCAGCCCCAUCGUCCCCUCCCUCAAGGGGAAUGAUCCCUGGAAAUGGGAAGAGCUGCAGCCAGUUCAGCCCCUUCACUCUGGCCCAUACCACGGCUACCCCCACCCGGGGUACCAGGCGAUGGCCAUGCCUCGACCGACCUUGGAAACCGGUCUUGUGGGCGAGGCCAAAUGCCCAGAACUCGGGCCUUCGAUGACUGAUCACGGGCAUCCCAUCUACUACUACAUGGGUGCCAGCUGUAAUGAGGGGGCCCCGAAGAGCCGCCUUGUCCCCGGCGUGACAACCGGGCCAGGAUCGCAGCACCCUGCGACGGCCUCUGCGUUCCCCGUCAUGAUGGGCGACUAUAACUUACAUAUACAAGACCAUCAGCCCAUCUAUCCGGCUCUUCCAUCUGGUUGGGCGUACCCGUACGGGUAG
Molecule: messenger RNA, 1029 nt
Organism: Aspergillus heteromorphus CBS 117.55
Lineage: Eukaryota; Fungi; Ascomycota; Eurotiomycetes; Eurotiales; Aspergillaceae
Product: Zn(II)2Cys6 transcription factor domain-containing protein
Exons: 3
Coding region: 1-1029 (342 amino acids)
Biological process (GO): regulation of DNA-templated transcription
Molecular function (GO): zinc ion binding; DNA-binding transcription factor activity, RNA polymerase II-specific
Source: RefSeq, a predicted model, not a curated record